AGAGAACGGGGAACAACUGUCGGGGAGGAUGUGCCGAAGAGUUUCUCCAGCUUCACAAUUCCGGACAGUGAUCGGAAAUGACUUUCCAUCUCGGAUCUUGUGAGUGUGACUUUAAGACCGCAAUGUCAACCGAGGUGAGGCUGAGAGAGUUACAAUCGCUGACCCUGGCGGGGAUGUCACUCUGUCCCGAGGGGCUGCUGGACGUUCUCGUCUGCAUGGUGGAGGAGCUGAGCCGCUCCGUUUUGUCGCGAGAGAAACACGUCCAGGAUUUCCUGGCCUGGGCUCGGCCCAUCGCGUGUGAGGUGAAAGCGUUGCAGCUUCAACAGAACGACUUUGAAAUCCUGAAAGUCAUUGGCAGAGGAGCGUUCAGUGAGAUCGCCGUAGUCAGGCUGAAGUACACGGACAGGGUGUAUGCGAUGAAGAGGAUGAACAAGACGGACAUGUUAAACCGGAAGGAGACCGUUCAUUUCCGUGAGGAACUGGAUGUCCUCGUCAAUGGGAACACUCGGUGGAUCACCAGAUUACACCACACCUUUCAGGACGAACACCAUCUGUAUUUCAUCAUGGAUUACUACGCCGGCGGAGACUUCCUCACUUUGAUGGGCAGGUUCGGUGAUCGCUUCCCAGAACCUAUGGCCCAAUUCUAUCUGGCAGAGCUGCUGCUGGCAAUAGACUCUGUCCAUCAGCUUGGCUUCAUCCAUCGGGACGUGAAGCCAGAUAAUAUCCUCCUGGAUGUGAACGGUCACAUCAAGCUCGCUGACUUUGGCUCCUGUCUAAGGCUGGGGGUUAACGGUCAGGUAUGGUCAGCUGUUGCUGUGGGUACGCCUGACUACAUCUCCCCGGAGAUCCUGCGGGCAGUGGAAGACCCCUCGGCGAUGUACGGCCCGGAGUGUGACUGGUGGUCGUUCGGCAUCUGCUGUUACGAGAUGCUCUUUGGACAGACCCCCUUCUACGCUGAGACCCUGACUGAAACCUACAGGAAGAUCCUCAACUACAAGGACAAUCUUCAGUUCCCGGAUUCUGUUCAUGACGUGUCAGAUGAGGCGAGGACCUUUAUCCAGGGCCUGGUUUGCAGUAGGGAGGAGAGGUUGGGACGGAAUGGCAUUGCGGACCUGAAGGGGCACGCGUUCUUCAGGGGCGUCGAGUGGGACGUCAUCGAUAAGAGUGAGCCCCCCUUCGUCCCGACGAUCACCAGUCACACGGACACCUCGAACUUUGAUGUGGAGGAUGAGAAUUUCAGCAGCCCGUCCCUUCCUCAGGGAACGUCCGAACAGGUUUCCCACGGUCUCUUUCCCGGGACACACCUGCCAUUUGCAGGAUUUACGUUUUCCGCGAUCAGGGAAGAAACAUCCAGACAGGGUGACUACAGAGAGGCCGCGGGGGCGAUGGACACGGGGGCGAUGGACACGGGGGCGAUGGACACAGACAAAGAGGGUGCGAGAUCCACAGACAACGCCAAUCAGUUGGACUCCAACGUACAGGGUUUGUUGCAGGAAUUGUCUGGAAUUCCCACACUGGAUCUGUUCCCGCUCCAGUCAGCACCGGUGGAGGAACUGAAGGGCAGAGAGAAUGAUGAUGAUGAACUUCUGAAAGUGAAGACUGCAGACAUGACCACCGAGAGGCUACUCACAAAAGCAAAUGCCAGAAACACAACAUUGGAGGAAGAAUUAAAGAAAGCGACGAGGGAACUGGAAGAAAUGAGAUGCAGAUUAAACCAGGAUUCAGCGCACCUUGAGCUGCGGUGUUUCCCGUUCUGUCCCGAACUGGACAGUCUGUGGGAGAGGCGCUGUGUGUUCACUGCCCCAGUCUCAGAGUCGCCGCUGGUGGUUCCUGUUCUUCGGUAUCUCGUGCUGUUUGCCGGGGUCCUGAAGCCAAUGGGAGCAAUGAAAGGACUCCUCCUCCUGUGGAUAGUGGGGUGCCGUUUGCUGGCGUCUACCUGCUGCCCAGUGGUACCGCCCUGAGAUCCCAUUCCUCUCUCUCAUCGGCCCACUCGGAA
Molecule: messenger RNA, 1996 nt
Organism: Hemiscyllium ocellatum (epaulette shark)
Lineage: Eukaryota; Metazoa; Chordata; Chondrichthyes; Orectolobiformes; Hemiscylliidae
Product: serine/threonine-protein kinase MRCK beta
Exons: 15
Coding region: 78-1961 (627 amino acids)
Biological process (GO): actomyosin structure organization; peptidyl-threonine phosphorylation
Cellular component (GO): cytoplasm; cytoskeleton
Molecular function (GO): protein serine/threonine kinase activity; ATP binding
Source: RefSeq, a predicted model, not a curated record